Messenger RNA from Nipponia nippon (crested ibis), 746 nucleotides. NCBI's taxonomy places the organism in Eukaryota, Metazoa, Chordata, Aves, Pelecaniformes, Threskiornithidae. The record is from RefSeq and is a predicted model, not a curated record.
AUGGGGCCGGUGCACGUGGCCGGGCCUGGAGAAACCGCCCCGCUCUGCUUCCAGGUCCGGCUCUUCCUGACGCUGGUGUGCGUGGCGGUGGUCACCGUGCUGUACGUCCUGCUCUGCUCCCACGCCUGCCUGCGGCCCUGCUGCCGGGCCCCGGGGGAGCGGGGCAGCCCCACGGCACCCACCGUCCUCCGCUUACAGGGGUACAGCCGCGUCCCCGACGGGAAGCCACUGGAGCGAGCGCUGUGCCGCCACUGCGCCAUUGUCUCCAGCUCGGGGCAGAUGCUGGGCUCACGCCUGGGACAGGCCAUCGAUGGGCAGGAGUGCAUCCUGCGCAUGAACCAUGCCCCCACCACCGGCUACGAGGAGGACGUGGGGGCGCGGAGCACCAUCCGGGUGGUGUCGCACACCAGCGUCCCGCUGCUGCUCAGGAACCAGCCCUACUUCUUCCAGCAGUCCCAGGAGACCCUCUACAUCAUCUGGGGGCCAGCAAAGAAGAUGAACCGGCAGAAGGUGGGCUCGACUUACCAGGCGCUGCUGAAGGUGAUGGAGACAUACCCGCACCUGCAGAUCUACACCCUGACCGAGGAGAAGAUGGCGUAUUGCGACGACGUCUUCCAGAACGAGACGGGGAAGAACAGGAUGAAGUCCGGCUCCUUCCUGAGCACGGGCUGGUUCACCAUGAUCCUGGCCAUGGAGCUGUGCGAGCAGAUCUGCGUCUUCGGCAUGGUCAGCGACAGCUACUGCAG